Molecule: messenger RNA, 1131 nt
Organism: Saprolegnia parasitica CBS 223.65
Lineage: Eukaryota; Oomycota; Saprolegniomycetes; Saprolegniales; Saprolegniaceae
Exons: 1
Coding region: 1-1131 (376 amino acids)
Source: RefSeq, a predicted model, not a curated record
AUGAACAGCAGCGCGUGGCUGGGGCCGCAGUUCACGGCCGAAGAGUUCGAGAUCCUCGAGGUCAUUCGACCCACGUCAUCGUUGUCGUCGUCGCCGAGCCCUGAGGCGAAGCGGCGCCACGCCUCCAAGCUGGCGUCGCAGCGCACGCAGCGCCACCGCAAGAAGCAGCAGGACGAGCUUGUCUACUUGAAGCGCAAGGUCGACGAGCUACAGUGCCAGCUCACGCAACUCACGCUCACGCAAGCCAUGUUCCCGCCCGAGCCCGAUAGCAAGUGGAAGAAGCUGGCGAAGGACGAGCGCAAGCGGCAGGCCGACGUGCUGCACGAGAACAAGCGCUUGAAAACCGCGAUUGAAGAGCAGGUCCACUUUGCCGAGUGUCUUGUCGAGAUCCUCAAGCGUCAACCUCUCCUCGACGACGCGGCCCAGGAUCAGCAGUGGAAGCUCCUCAAGCUCGUGGCCGAACCCCGUGCGCGUCACGCGGCGUACCACGCUAUCGUCGACCACGAGUACGCCAAGAUGGACAGCGUCUUCAUCGAGGUCGGCAUUAUCGACUUUGCUCAUGGCGACCGUCGGCGCGCGAUGCCCCAGCUCCUCGACAACGGCGACAUUGAGGUCGAAGAAAUCGUGAUUGGGCGGUUCGCGGUGCCGCUUUCGAUCGUGGCCGAGGCGACAUGGGACGUCCUUCGCGGCGCCGUCCAGGUCUCUGCGUUCCCAGGCCACUACACUAUUUUGGAGCACAUUGAUGCCUCGACAGCCUACACCAACUCGUACUGCCUCCAUGAGCUCGGCAACUCGCAGUCGCGCACGGUCGUAAAAAAGUACAUGGAGUCGCCAUCCCGCUGCGUCUUUGUGUGCCGCAGCGUCACGGAAGACGAAUUGCUGCCGCUGGACCCGGCCUAUGUCACGUGCAACGAAGUUUCGUGGCUCGCCUUUGACGUCGACGAGAGCGGCUGUGCGCUUGGCCGCUUCGUCCAGAAGGCGUGGCUGCGCCCCGGUGAGCUCGUUGCAGGUGGUGUUGUCCCCGACUAUCUGAUGAACGCGUACACCGAAGGCACACGGUCGCUCGAGGAUGCGAUCAAGACGCAAAUCACCAAGCUCAUGGGCAUGCAGUGCGAGCCCUGGACCGUAUAA